Messenger RNA from Trichoderma asperellum CBS 433.97, 1224 nucleotides. The record is from RefSeq and is a predicted model, not a curated record. Lineage: Eukaryota; Fungi; Ascomycota; Sordariomycetes; Hypocreales; Hypocreaceae.
AUGCGUUUUUCUGUCGCCGUAAGUCUCAACUCUCUCGAUCUAACAUAUGUCGGCUGUCAAUUAAUGUUUAAGAUCAUUGUCAUUGGUGUUCUCGUCGCCUGCUGCAUGCCUGCUGCAGUCGAAAGCUUCCAUAUCCCAACACCCACCGUUUCUAUUAUUAGAGACGCGGGAUCGGACGGCUAUUUCACUACUACAAAACACAUCACCAUUGAAGGUGUCACGAAUGAUCAUGUUACAAUUGCGGGGAAAACUAUUGACAUUGCUAUUCCAACCUGCAUCCAGACAAUAACUCCUGACGCAAAUGGCUAUGUUCCACCGGGGACCUGUGGUGCCAUAUGGGAUUACUAUCCCAACUUCCCUGCUGCCCUUGUAUUUGCCUGUAUUUUUGGCAUCCUCACAAUGAUACAUGUUUGGCAAGCUAUUGCGAAUAGAAAGAAAUUUUGCUGGGUCAUCAUCAUGGCGAGCAUUUGGGAAACCAUUGCCUUUAGUUUCCGCGCCAUUAGCACUCGGUAUCAGCAGAACACCGCAAUCUACCUUAUCUUCCAGAUAUUUAUAUUGCUGUCUCCUCUGUGGGUCAAUGCUUUCGAUUACAUGGUCCUCAGCCGCAUGAUAUACUACUUUCUCAAGUCACAUAGUCUACUUUCCGUGCCAGCCACUGCUAUUGCAACUAUAUUUGUGACCCUUGACUUCGUUUCCUUCGUUAUCCAGUUAGUCGGGGGUAGCAUGGCCGGUCCCACGGCCUCCGCCGAAGAUCAGCUUAAGGCGAUUCACAUCUACAUGGGCGGUAUUGGACUGCAGCAGUUCUUCAUCUUUGUCUUCGCCGCUUUGUCGGCCGCGUUUCAAAGAGAGAUGAAACGCCAAGAACACGUUAAGGGAGAUGACUCAUUAAAGAUGCAAAACGGGUGGAAGAGACUACUCUACACACUAUAUGCCUCUCUGGGCCUAAUAACCAUCCGCAUCACGUUCCGCCUUAUCGAAUUUUCUCGAGGCUCAGAUGUCUCCAACCCUUUGCUCACGUCUGAGGCGUUUUUCUACUUUCUUGAAGCGCUUCCUAUGUCGUUGACGAUCUUAUCAUUCAACAUCACACAUCCUGGAACAAUUCUCAUUGGGCCUGACUCAGAAAUGCCAAGCUUCUUCUCGACCUUGAAGGCCUGGCGGCAUGGAAGAAGCGGCAAACAGCUACUGCAAGACAGCGAUAGCCCGUCCUCGUAUAUCCGGGAGUAA